AAUAAACAAAUAACAAAUUAGCAGCGAUGACAUGUUACUCUCAAGAAUCCCAAGGAUCAAAAAUUAAUUUGCUGCAGGAAAUCGACUAUUCUAAUGCAUCACAAUUCGAUUCACAGAUUCUGGAGUGCCCAAACAAAGAGGUGGACUCCAAUCAGACCACUUAUGGCACGUAUGAUACUUUUUUCAGUUACAUGGAUUUGUCGUUACUCAAUUCGACAAAAAGCCAAAUUUUGCUUGAGGAACAAAGUUCUACCAUUCCUACUAAGAUCAUCACCAAACCGUUGAUAGUAAAUGGAGUGCAAAUAGACCCAGAAGAAAUGUACUUUCGAGAUGCUUAUGAUGGCAAGAUGUUUAAUCAAGUUUUGAAAAUUACCAAUCUGAGAAAAAAUAGCGUGAAUAUUAGAAUAGGACCUCCAUCAUCUAAAGCAUUCAGAUUUAAGCCAAUACUUAUUGGUAAGGUUCUUUCAGCUGGUUUGAGCAUCACUAAAAGAAUUAAAUUAUUAUACGCUACGCCAACUGCGGUGCCCCAGGCCAGUAUGGAUAUUUAUAUUGAUAAUGAAUGUAUUCGGUAUAAGCUUAUAGUGAUACCCUGCUUUGCUCAAAUAUCUGUCUCUCCGAGAAUCUUGGAUUAUGGCGAAAUCGAUGUAGGCAUGGUGUCAGAUAAAAAAAAAAUUAUGAUUCAGAAUAGUGGUACGAAGCAAUCUCAUUUUUCUAUUGAUUUGGGUAGAAAUCCUUUAAAUCUAAUGGUAGAACCUACCAGAGGAACAGUGCAGCCUGGUGACACAAAAUGUGUUACCGUGGAAAUUUUUGGUACCUGCGAGGGAGAAUUUCACCAAGAGUUCUGGAUUAAAACGGAUCCACUACAAAAGGUUAAUGUUCAAGGACGCUUUAUUGAACCAAUGUUGGAUAUAGAAUAUCCCUUCUCAAAUAAAAACAUGUUAAUUCUAAAUUUCCCUAAUACGUUUGUGGGGGUGAAAUUGCAUAGAAACGUUAUUAUCCAGAACCACAGUUCGACAUCAGCAGUGUUUUGCGUCAAUGGCAGAGUUAAGCUUAAUAAAUAUCCUUAUAAACAAGCAGAAGAACAUGACUAUAAUUUGAGGCAGUUUGAAAUUACCCCCUUGGAAGGGCGGCUGAUAAGAGAUUACAGAUUUAUAUUGAAUAUAAAAUUUUGUCCCCAAAAACCCAAGAACAAGUUAGGCUAUUAUAUGUGUAAUGCCAUAGUGGACGUUAAGAAAUUCCAAACUUCAGAGGCAUCUAUAAUCGCUGAGAACCGUUUUAAUGAAAAUCAAAGCCAAGUAUUAGAAUCAAUCUCUGUGACCACAAUUGAUCCAGAAUCUAAUCAAGAAUCAGGCAUGGAUCUGUUGGGCGAUUCUCUUACUAUGAUACUCUAUGGUGAAACUGAACUGCCAGAUAUCACCAUUGUACCCUCCAAACUAAAUUUGCUUAAUCUUAUUUUAUAUAAAAGUACUGAAGAGCCGGUGCAGUUUAUUAAUAAUUCUAAGAGUUUGCCGCUGAUAUUACAAUUUACAAAAGUGGCAAAUAUAGAUUUUGACCCAGUAACCUUUGUGCUUCCCCCUAAAGAAAUCGUUCAGGCCACCCUGACAGUGAAACCCACCGCCAUUGGAGAUGCCAAAACGAGAGUUGCUUUCGAUGUUUUAUUUCAGCAGAAACAAACUUUUAUUAAGUUAAAAACUAUUUAUUUACCGGUGCUAUAUACUGUAACUUAUGAAAGGGAAUAUAAGGGAAAUCAGCAACGAAAACCUGGCUUCUUGCCGGGUAUCGUGCCGAAAAACCAUAACGAGGUUGGCUAUUUAGUUGAAGACGUAAGAUUUAAUACAAAUAUGAAAAUGCCGAAGACUGCGAUUAUUGAUGAGAAGUUGGUGGUAUUUAAUAAAAAUAACGAUGCUCUAAUAGCAUUUCCUAAUGAUCGUCCAAAAGUGCUGAGGCCCUGGAAAAAUCCUAUACCCUGUAAAACUAUUUUCACUCAACUUCCAAGACUAAUUACCCCCGUAGACGUGGACUAUGAUUUGACUCCAGAACAACAACGUCUAAAAGACACUAAAGAUUCUUAUUAUUUAAAUUACAUCAGAAAUCUCUCUAAAAAAAAGCCUCUAUUAACUUUAGAGAGCCUUGAUGAUUAUGAAACUACAAAUAAGAAAAGAUUGUUACUGGAAUACAAAUACAAGAAUAAAGACUGUCAAUCUCAAACUAAAAAGCAAGAACAUAAUCUCUUUAUUCCAUUGACACCGUAUGAGCUUCAGAAAGUUAUCGUGUCUGCACCCUUUAUUCAACUUGGUCGGCUGGCAGCCUUUACAGAAUGCUCAGAUCAAUUCACCAUAGAAAACAAAAACGAAAUGGCCGUGCACAUUUUAGUCAAACCCAAAUAUCGUUCCAUAAGCAUUAUUGACCACGAGUUCAUUCUAGAAGCAAACUCCCAACAUACGGUGGAGUUUAUUUUCCAUUCAGAGCCCGGGGGCACAUAUCAUAUUCCUGUGUUUAUUCACAUUAAUUUUUUUCAUGUUCUGGUUGUGACGGUGUUAGCUACAAUCGUGGCGAACACUGUUCAGUGUGUAACCAAGAACAUUAACAUAAUACCAACUGAGAAAACAGCAAUUUUGGAACUAAGAAACCCCAUUAAUAGUGACGUGGGAUUUACUAUUGACACUGCCUUCUUUCAUUUGGAAGCUUUUCCCCGAACUGGAGUAAUUCCUUCUAAAAGAAACAUGGCUAUAACGAUUACUUUUAAUCCUACAGUUGGCUACAGUCCUGUUAAGGAAAUAUCUGUUAUUUCUGAGAGUGGAUGCAAAGAACUUAUCGAGGUUCGUUUCAGUCAUAAGAAAGCUAAUGUUCAAGUAAGCAAUGAAACUCUUACGUUCAAGGAUAUCCCAUUAAAUACUCCAAUAACUCAAGAGUUGGUUGUGUUUAAUAGGUCUGACCAACUUGUUACACUAACUAUUGAAUACGAACAAGAUUUUUCUGUGCCUGAGCUAACAAUUAAUCCUUCGAAAGCAAUAAUUUUACAGAAAGGGGAUGUUACUUUGGCUGUCACCGUUCUAUUUAAAGAGAUAGUCGAAUUCACGAUUCCAGUUAAGCUAAUCCUACAAUCUGAAUAUGAGAAGGAUAUUACCAUUAAGGGUAAUGUGGUGUCAUCCUUAAUAUCAUUCAAACCAGAUUUAUUAAAAAUUCCAAAAAUUCCCAGCGGUGCCACCCUUAGUAUCCCGUUUAAAAUAAUGAACACUGGGGAUAUUGCAAGCUUGGUCACUUUUCAGCUUCAAGAUUAUCCUGAGUUUGAUAUUAAAACUAGAGCAGGAGAAUGUAUCACUGAUAAAUCUCUAAAUUUAGCCUCAAAAGAGCGUCGUGACCUAUAUCUAGAGUUUCACCCUCAAGAACCAGUGGUUUAUUGCAUUUAUCUCCCUUAUAUGCUUAAUAAUUUUUUUGGUCCCGUGGAGCUAAAUGUCAAAGAAAGCGUUUUAUGCGAUACCUAUAUGAGAAAGGAAGAAAGCCCUUAUAAAAGUCGUAUAAGUCGACCGGUUUCAGAAAAGCUGAAAACCUUGAAAAUAUUAUGCACCGCAGGAUCUAGGUGGCUUAAGUUUAGCGACUUGGAGUUUCAAUUUGAAACUCCAAAGAAAGUGUUGGACGAAUUUGUGAUUGAGAAUGUUAGUGGAACAUCUCAGGAGAUAUGGUUUAAAUUAGAAGAUUUGGAACCGUUUCAAAUCAUCACAGAUUGUAAGGAUGAAACUGUUCAAAAUAACCUAUUAAAGCGGUUUAUGGAGCCCAAUGAAAGUUGGUCUUUAAAUAUUCGGUUUGUACCGGAAGUAUACGGAACGUUUGCAGAAGAAGUCCCUAUAUUCGUAAAAGAUCAUUCAGAAACUAAACCGUUCAAUCAUUUGACUUUAAAUGGAAAAAAUUUAAAGCCUCGUACCAUUAGUGACGUUAAUUCGAUUUAUUUCAUACCAUCGAAAUAUGGCAUUAAACAAUUCAGAACGAUUACUUUGGAUCUGUUGGGUCAUACCUGUAAUCAUGCCAUAAUGCUUGAACAUAAUCAUUCAGAAAUUGAAUUUUCUUUGAAAGGACAGGAGCACAAUGAAUCCAAAAGCGUUUUUCGGUACGUCGUUAAGUUUGCGCCCACUAAAGACUGCUUUAUAGAAACCUCAAUUAUAUUUUCAUGCCCUUGUUCAGUAAAAACCAAAGUCAAAAUUUAUGCGAGUGCAGACAAAGCCGCUGUAGUAAAUUUUAUGUCAGAGUCUAGCAUAAUUAAAGAUUCCACUUAUCCAUACUUUCCAAUCGAAGAAGAUAAAUCACCUUAUGCAGAAAUGUUGCGCAACCUGGUUUCCAUCAUGGAAAGAUGGAUUUUUACUCAAGGUUUUUUUUACACGAAUUAUUAUAUUAUUCCGGAUACCAUUGCUAGGUACCCAGUUGAGGCAUCUGAAGAAAAACCUGCUGCAGGACCUUUGGGUAAAAAAGAGUAUCCUAACCUACCAUUGGUGCAAUUGCUCAUUAAUUUAAUAAACAAAUCUAUUAUGAAAUAUAUUGAUAAUAAUCUUAUGCCGUCCAAAGACCCUCAAAACAAGGCUCUUUUCUGCUAUGUGACCUACAGAAACGCGAUUUCUUUUAUGAAAAGUCAAGGGAUUCGUGUGGCCGGAUUAAAGCCUCAGCAUUUGCUUACGUUUGCCGACUAUACUGAGUAUAAAAACGGAUUUAAAAGUGAAGAGGAUGAUGAGGAUUUUGGACAGGAAGAAUUUUCUCGGUUCAGUAAGCAACGCUGGAUGGACUUGUGUUUUACUAUCUAUAAAGUCCUAGUCCAAAUAAGAAUAUUGUAUCCAAAAAAUGACUUAAUGUCAUGUAACGCUGCAGGAGAGACUAAUUUUAUUAAACAAGACAGUAAAGAAUUUCAUCAGUACUAUAAUGAUAACAUUAACCGGUUCCCUAAAUUAUUGGAUUGUGACGCUAAAAUAGUUUUGUGGCUCGAAUACCAUUAUAAUCGUCAAAGACAGUUACUAUGGCCCAACGAAAAAUUUAAAAACCCCACCCUAUUCAAGAGUUUUUUUAAUUUAGGAAAGAGUUGCUCCAUAUGUUUCAGUGUGGCUUUAGGCACCCUCACUCUGGCUUACUGUCCCUAUUUAAUAGAUUUUCUGAAUGAUAUGUACGCUUUUCCCAAGACUCUAGAACAGAACAUGCACAACGCAUGCAGGGUGACCCAAGCCUGGAAAAUUCUGAAGCUUAGCUUCGAGGUUCAUCCGCAGACCCUCGUUGAUGCUAAAAUCAUUAAAAUCAUCUUCAUAGUGAAUUAUCUUUAUGAAGUCUUGCCACAUUUUUAUCCUAUCAAUGAGGUGUCAGUAGAGGCGCCUCUAUCACAAUCAGCUGUUUGUAGUCUAGCAAUUCAAAAUUGCGGUGAGAUUCCUGUGAGUUACAGUGCCUUUUUUUAUGGUGAAGAUGAGAGCUUGUUUGAGUUGGAGAGUCAAUCCUUAAACAUACCACCCAAGAAAAGCAAGAAUUUAAACCUUACAUUUUUUGCAAAAAAAGUUCUUAAAGCCUCGAUUAUACUCGUCCUCUCGGGCGAAACGACCGGGCACCAAUACGCCCAAAGUCAAGCCGUAUCCAUCACAGGGAUGCCUCAAACCUCCUCUUCCGACGAAAUUAAAUUAAUGGUAGAAACGUACAAAUGGACGAGACAAAAGAUCCCCAUUAAAACCCCUUACGGGCGAAAAAAUUACGUGGCGAAAAUUUAUUAUUGCCUGGAACAACCCAAAUCGUAUGCCGAUAUGCAUUCGUUCGCCUCGCUGCAACAAAAUUAUAUACCCAGGGAAAUCGAUAUACUGAAUGGCGAGUGCGAGUUUAGCGAUAAAGGUCAAGCCGAUAUAAUUCUACGUACCUGUUUCCUAUCCCAUGGAGUCAUGCGUUUCUAUCUCUACUUUUGUAACGAAACCGUGGGCGAUUUCUGUGUUUUAGUUACCAUUAUUGCAAACACCAAUAAAAAUAAGGCAGAAAUUAUUACCAUAAACUUAAAAAAUCGAGACUUCAAAGAGCCAUGUACUUGCAAAAGAGGUUUUAAUUACAACUGUCCCAAGAUGUUACUGAGCUACAUACCCUGCAAGAAUUUAGCCUUCUGGAACUGCACAAAGAACAUGAUUACAAAAUUCCUUACACCCGGAAUUGUAAAGAUUUUUGAGAAGUACUUUGACACUCCGAUUGUAUUUCGUCUUAUGAGGUUCUAUUUGGAGCGAUACCCUCAAGGUUUCAUGCUGCCCAGCAUCAUCUACGAAGACAAAGCAGAGUUUAACAUAAAUCUUCCUGAAGGUUACUCAUCACCCUCACCAACCCUUACCAUAAACGACGUGUUUUCAGAGGAACAACUGGUGCCUUUAGUUGUUCACUGGAAUGGUACUGGUAGGCCCAAAGAAUUAUUGGUAGAGCUCAUGAAUGUAAAUAAUAUGGAAGUGAGGUAUUAUAAUUUAAUCUUUCGGGAUGACCCCGAGACACGCCAGAAUAUCAGGGAGAGUAAAGGCAGUAAUUUUCACGUUAGUUAUAGUAGUAAGGAGGAUAGUAAAAGUGGUGACGAAAAUAAAACUUAGCUUGUGUAUCUAUUUUUUUUAAAUAAAGUAUUUUGGAUUUUA
Anthonomus grandis grandis is the source of this 6614-nucleotide messenger RNA. RefSeq names its product cilia and flagella-associated protein 47-like. The coding region runs from base 27 to 6572 and encodes 2181 amino acids. The record is from RefSeq and is a predicted model, not a curated record. The transcript has 24 exons. NCBI's taxonomy places the organism in Eukaryota, Metazoa, Arthropoda, Insecta, Coleoptera, Curculionidae.